Aspergillus luchuensis is the source of this 438-nucleotide messenger RNA. RefSeq lists its product as uncharacterized. NCBI's taxonomy places the organism in Eukaryota, Fungi, Ascomycota, Eurotiomycetes, Eurotiales, Aspergillaceae. The transcript has 2 exons. The record is from RefSeq and is a predicted model, not a curated record. Bases 1 to 438 code for a protein of 145 amino acids. Gene Ontology annotation, cellular component: membrane. Gene Ontology annotation, molecular function: transmembrane transporter activity. Gene Ontology annotation, biological process: transmembrane transport.
AUGCAGAAACAUGACAUCAAGCAAGAUGGGGAUAAUGUUGAGCAAAAGAAAGACGAUGUCCUGGAAGGGAUCACUACUGUUGCUCCCACGUCCUUCAAAGACCAGCUGAAGGCAAUGAAGAAUCAUCGACGCGCUGUACUCGCUGCUUUUGCCUGCUCGACAACACCUAUCCUUAUCGGCUACGAUCUCACUCUCAUCGGAUCUAUCAUCGCAAACACCCAGUUUGUCCAUCAAUUUGGUGUCUUCGAUGCAUCCUCCCAGACCUGGUCCCUACCUGCUAGUUAUCAGCUCACUUGGAGUGUUGUUCAAUAUGUGUCUGCCAUCAUUUUUGCUAUUGGAUCGGGGUAUCUGAAUGAUCGUUUCGGACGUCGCGUCUGCUUCUUGAUAACUGUCAUGUCAGUAUCUUCUUUUGUGCCCUUUAUUUCUUCUGUUCCUUGA